CGGAAAUAGAGCUAUACAAGGAUCUGGGGAUAUCAGGGUCAGUUGUAACAACACUUAUGAAGUCUUAUUUAGAUAAAGGCCACUCUCUAUUCACGGAUAACUGGUAUACCUCUCCAACGCUUUCUACCUAUUUAUUUGAACACAAAACAAAUACAUGUGGUACCGUUAGAACUAACAGAAAACAAAUGCCUGAUUUAUCGGGUAAAUUAGAAAAAGGCGAAACAAAAUCGAUGGUUAGCGAUAAUAUGUUAGCCGUUAGAUGGAAAGAUCGUAGAGACGUUAAUAUGUUGACAACUUUUCAUAAAGAUCAAAUGAUAAAUGUAAAUAAAACAAACAUGAAGACAGGGGAAUCUGUGAAGAAACCGGAAUGUGUCGUCCACUACAACCAAAAUAUGGGAGCAGUAGACAGAACGGAUAUGAUGCUAAGUUCCACAGAAUGCGUUAGAAAAACAUUAAAGUGGUACAAGAAACUAUUCUUUCACAUUCUUGAUCUAUGUGUCCUGAACAGUCAUGCAUUAUUCCUUAUGCAAAAUCCAGGGCAGUUGCCCUUGGCAGAUUUCCAAUUGAGGCUAACUCGACAGCUGCUUGAAAGUUAUAAUGUACCAAAAACCAUACCCAGGACGUUGAAUACAUCAAAACAUCAGCGUCUGACGGGGCGACAUUUUCCGGCUAUGGUACCAAAUAAAAAAGUUCGAAGAUGUAUUGUUUGUUCACAGUCUAAAAUUCGUGACCAAAAAAAGAGGCGAGAUUCAAGAUAUAUGUGCAAUGAAUGCGACGUGGGUCUAUGUGUUUUUCCUUGCUUCGAAGAAUAUCACACAAAAGAAAUGUAUUAAAAUGUAUAUUCUUAUAAUAAAAUAUACAAGCUGAAUCAAUUAUUUCAUAUCAAUAGUAUUUAUUAUCUCCUCAUAAAACAACUCUUGAUCUAUUUUCUAUAAUGCCGUAUAUAUAUGGCACUGGGGCUCAUGACAUUUUAAAAACUCUGGUUCUGGCAGUACUACAUAGGUAUUGA
Diabrotica virgifera virgifera (western corn rootworm) is the source of this 1009-nucleotide messenger RNA. RefSeq names its product piggyBac transposable element-derived protein 4-like. The record is from RefSeq and is a predicted model, not a curated record. The transcript is spliced from 2 exons. Bases 57 to 833 code for a protein of 258 amino acids. NCBI's taxonomy places the organism in Eukaryota, Metazoa, Arthropoda, Insecta, Coleoptera, Chrysomelidae.